UGAGGUUCACAUUCCGAUAUCCGCGUCUGUGCGCACGGGCGACGUUAUUGAGAUCCGCUACAACAUGAUCACUUCACAGAACUCGCCCUUCUCGGUGCCGGUGUAUCUCGGUGGUGUCAUUCAGAAGGUCACAGGUCGCUUCCACUUUAACGUGAUUCAGUCGGACGGCGUUUUGACGGGUGCGCGCGAGACUCGCGUCGGUUUGUCUCCAAGGGUCUGCUCUUUGAUAAGAAGCUUUUGAAAAGCAGCGGCGCCAAGCCGCGGGACAUUGAACGCAUUUUGGAGUACGGCAGAGAGAUGGAUGCGUACGAGGCCGAGCACGGAAAAGACAUUAUGACUAGCGCCGAGGAGUCAGAGAAGCUGCGGGAGCUUCAGCGCUUGGCGUUCCAGGCGGCCGCCAACCAACGCAACUCUGCUUCCGGCGCUAAUACAGCCGCACUGUCAAACGGAAUUCCCCAGGAUGACAUUGCACUGAUCCCUGCGGCGCCGCUGUCGUCGUCGGCCUCUGGCAUUUCUGCGUCUGAGAAGAAGUCGCUCGACGGAGAGGAGGGGGAAGAGGAACCGGUGACACACGUCAUGCUUCGAGUUUUCCCGCGCAUUACGCGGAUGUUGCGCCAGAAAGCAGAGCAACUGAUGCGGUCGCGGUACCGAGAGCUGGAGGAGUACUGGAGCAUUGCGACUGCCCGCGGCAAGCAGCGCGUGACAGUCGAUGCCCUGGCUGAGCUGAUCUUUGGCGACAGCGGCAACAAGCUCAUUGGCGAGGUUGAGCGGCUGGCGACUUACAUGCACCUAAUCAGCAACCCGCUGCAGUACAUUCCCGAUGGCGAGUUCCUCUUUGUCACAAACAUGUUUUUCCUGCGCCACCCGUUGGCUGUUGAGAAGUUCCAAAAGACCCAAGAGCUGAUGCGGGAAAACUCGCCCGAGUUCCAGCAGUUUAUCCGCAAGGCUCGCCAGCUCGUUGCAUACUCGAACGCGCACGCCCCCACUUCGCCGAUCCGCUCGUCAAUUGACCCUGACUACGAGGCGUACAAGGAAACAAUGAAGUGCAGGCUGACCGACUGGGAAUCGAAUAUCAAAGUGCUCCAACGCCCGCCGCCGACCGAGCCCAUGCUGACCAGCGAGGAGGUCCAGGAGAUGAAGUUUGACAAGACGGACUUUUUGUUUAUUGACGCUAUGCGCCAGUACGUCUUUGAGCAGACGUCAGGGUACAAGAACUUUAUAUCUCCAUUCGAGUCGUUGGCGCCGCCCAUCCUCAAGAAGAUGCGCUUUUACCCUGGCUGCGGCGCCAACACGGUGACGAGCUUCCUGAUCGACAUCGGCGUUUGGCCCCACUGGUUCAAUCCCUUUAACCACUCGCGCGAGCACCCGUACGCGAUGCUUGGCGUCGAUAAAUCAUACUACGAGCGCCGGAUAGUCUCCAAUAUGCUGCUCAAUCGCCAUCUCGAAACGGUGAGAGCAGAGCGCGGGAACGCCAGCGACGAGGUGAAGCUCGCUGCGCAAGAACAGCUGGCGUCCAUAAAGGUCAACAAGUCCCUGGCGCCCCCUGUGCGCGAUUCCAUCCUGACACGCAAGCAGGGCGACAACGGCAGCGGCGUCAGCAUUCUUGGACAGGCUGAGUUUUACAGCCGUGACAUCUGCGAGGAUAUCCGCCACGACUUUGGCAAUAUGCCGGUGUACACGAUCGAUCAUGCGAGCACUCGCGAUGUGGACGACGGCGUGUCUAUCGAAACGGUCAGGACGACGAGUGGCGAGGAGCAGAAGUGGAUCCACAUUCACAUUGCCGACCCGACGGCCGUGCUUCACCCGGGACACAUUGCCUCCCAUGCAGCUCAAAGGCAGGCCACAUCGAUGUACUUUGUCGAGCAAACAAACCACAUGCUGAGUCUCCCGACGGCGGAAGAGCUGUUUUCGCUCUCGAAGCACUGCGAUGGCGAGCCAGUGCGCACGAUGACAUUUUCGGCGCUGAUUGGCGCCAAUGGAGACAUUGUUGACUAUAAGGUCCGCCCGGGAAUUGUCAACAACAUCAAGGCCACUCCGUAUGAGUCGCUGGCCCGCCACUUGUCCUUCGGGUGGCAGGGUUCGUCAGCAAAUUCACUGGCCAAGCUCCAGUCAGCAGUCCGCCACUCGACCAUCAUCCAUCCGUUUGUUCCAGCAGCGAGGAGCUCCGAAUGUAUGGCAACACGGAUAUCAGCGUUUCGGAGGAGGACAUUGCACAAUUGCGCGACAUCCAGGCAAUCGCGCGCAGGCAUACGGAGUUCCGCAAUAGGAACGGCGCAUUUUCCCGGCUGAGCAACAACUACGACAUAUCGGUCGGCGACGCCGCCUUGAAUCCGCCCACAUACAAUAUCAGCAACCCAAAAUUCGUUCAGAAGCUCUCCAGACGGCCUGAGCUUGACUGUUUGAAGUUCCCCAAGAUCACCACGCGCGUCGAGGGGAUGAC
Messenger RNA from Kickxella alabastrina, 2440 nucleotides. RefSeq lists its product as uncharacterized. The coding region runs from base 298 to 2289 and encodes 663 amino acids. Gene Ontology annotation, cellular component: exosome (RNase complex); P-body. Gene Ontology annotation, biological process: mRNA catabolic process. The transcript has a single exon. Lineage: Eukaryota; Fungi; Kickxellomycota; Kickxellomycetes; Kickxellales; Kickxellaceae. Gene Ontology annotation, molecular function: 3'-5'-RNA exonuclease activity; RNA binding. The record is from RefSeq and is a predicted model, not a curated record.